This is a messenger RNA of Ectocarpus sp. CCAP 1310/34, 356 nucleotides long. Lineage: Eukaryota; Phaeophyceae; Ectocarpales; Ectocarpaceae. The record is from the annotation of a GenBank genome assembly.
AUGCAGCACAUGCCCAUCCUCGUCAUCACGGACAUCAUGAGUCGUGUAGUACCGCUCGUCCACGGCCUCUGGCAGACGGCGGCGCCGAACAAAGGAGUUCUUCCCCGGGUUGGCGAGCCUGACGAGCAUGAGCCUACCUUGUUUCGUGUUAUUAUGUUAUUGUUCAAUCCGAAGUGCAAAUGGGUAGAUCACUGCUGACAUAUUGGCAUAUUACUCACGUGUUGCUGUGAUUUGAAGGGGAACAAGAACACCUUUCUCACAUGCUGGUAACGACAUCCGCAUGCUCUGUGUCCACCGCUAAAACUACCACACCUCUUCCAUACAACGCAUGCACUUCGUUGCAUAUUAAAUGGCAG